ACAUCGUGACUGGCUGACAGGGUUGGUGUUGGUAUCAUUUGAAACAGAAAGUAUAUAAGAGGAUCAACCAAAUGAAGACUUUACUUUCAAAGCUUUUCGCUUAACUCCAGACAUGAAAGUAACACUGGUUCUCGUCAUUGUCAGCACCAUUAUUGCUGUGAUCGACAGCGAGCCCUGCAGGGAUGACAACGACUGUAUUCACACGGUAUGUGAUAGUACCGGAAGGCUUGCCUGCUCUCAUGACAUAUGUACCUGUCUGGUUGCGGCCAAUAGCUGCGACACAGAAACUUGCAGAGACCGCCCUGACUGCGACAGCUGCAUUUGUAGAGACACCCAUAUCGAACGCCACUGCUUCGACGGCCGCUGCCUAUGUGGACGUCAGGCACCUGUCGGCCCUGGUGGACCUGGUGGACCUGGCGUAGGUAAAUAAAUCCUGAAAGGAGGGAAAACCAUGGAAAUUAUUCCUACCUUGUUGGAUACACACAUGUACACAUGUGAAAUAAACCUACUACUACCA
Molecule: messenger RNA, 517 nt
Organism: Haliotis rufescens (red abalone)
Lineage: Eukaryota; Metazoa; Mollusca; Gastropoda; Lepetellida; Haliotidae
Exons: 4
Coding region: 113-430 (105 amino acids)
Source: RefSeq, a predicted model, not a curated record